Messenger RNA from Ostertagia ostertagi, 1062 nucleotides. Lineage: Eukaryota; Metazoa; Nematoda; Chromadorea; Rhabditida; Trichostrongylidae. The record is from the annotation of a GenBank genome assembly.
AUGAUUGCCGAGCAGCAGCGCCUGGUCGGGCCGCAGGCGAUCGAGGUCAGCGAGGCUGUCGUGCUCGGUGGCCUGCGGCAGUGGAUCACCAUCCGCGGCGCCGACCGGGCCAACCCGGUGCUCCUGUACGUGCACGGCGGGCCGGGCGCCGCCGAGAUGGGCCGCAGCUGGCCCUACCAGCGCGGCUGGGAGGACUACUUCACCGUCGUGCAGUGGGACCAGCGCGGCACGGGCAAGACGCUGCGAGACGCCGGCGAGGCCGCGAACCGCGAGCAGCUCACCCGCGCCCGCAUGGCCGACGACCUCGUCGAGCUGAUGGCCCUCGUGCGUGAGCGGCUGGGCGUGAAGCAGGUCAUCCUGCUCGGCCACUCCUGGGGCAAUGUCAUCGGGCUGGACGCCGCGCAGCGCCGGCCCGCGUGGGUGGCGGCCUAUGUGGGCGUCGGGCCGCUGAUGAACCUGCAGGCCAACGAGCGGGCGCAGUACGAGGCGCUGCUGGCCGAGGCGGGCCGGCGAGGCGACAAGACCGCGCUGGCCGAGCUGCAGGCGAUCGCGCCGUACCCGGGCGACGGCGAGAUUCCCUUCGAGAAGGUCAACGUCGCACGCAAGUGGGUCAUGGCCUACGGCGGUCUUGCGGCCUACCGCAGCGAUGCGAACUUCUACUUCCGCGCCGCGCGGCUGUCGCCGUACUACGACUUCGAGGACCGGCUCGCCAUCGAUGCCGGCGGGCAGCUCUCGGUGCCCGCCCUGCUGCCCGACAUGCGCCGGGUGGACCACACGGCGAUCCGCGAGGUGGCCUUCCCGAUGUUCAUGUUUCUCGGCCGGCACGACUUGACGACACCGUCCAGCGUCAUCGAGCCCUGGCUGGCGCGGCUGAAGGCGCCGGUGAAACGCCUCGUGUGGUUCGAGCAUUCGGCCCACCUCGCGCCGCACGAGGAGCCGGGGCGCUUCCUCGUGGCGCUCGUGCAGCAGGUGCGGCCGGUGGCGCUGCGUCAGGCGGGGGAGUCGGCAGGGCUGCGCGGCAGCGCGCCGAGCUCGCCCGACUCCCGCGCCUUGCGGCCGUAG